Molecule: messenger RNA, 2534 nt
Organism: Labrus bergylta (ballan wrasse)
Lineage: Eukaryota; Metazoa; Chordata; Actinopteri; Labriformes; Labridae
Gene: znf16l
Product: zinc finger protein 16 like
Biological process (GO): regulation of DNA-templated transcription
Molecular function (GO): DNA-binding transcription factor activity, RNA polymerase II-specific; RNA polymerase II cis-regulatory region sequence-specific DNA binding
Source: RefSeq, a predicted model, not a curated record
ACUCUUCUUCUGUGGUGUUUUAUGUCAAGGCAUGAAAAUACAACACACUCUUCCGGUCAUUGCUUUCUAAAUAAGAGUCUAACGCUGCUGUUUAACAUGAGGCAGCUUUUGAUUGGAAGAGAAACCGGAAGUAUCUGCUCCUGCUAACGAUGCUACCCUGACUGUUAGCUUCACACAAACAUUAGCUGUUAGCUGUGAUCCGGACUCUUCAGCAGACCCGGACCCGGUGCACCAUGAGCCGCAGACGGACUCAGAGUCUGUCUCCAGACUUGAUCCCGGAGCUGAACCCGGUCUUCAUGGAGCCUCCCGGGACCUCAAGCCGGACUGAUGCGGACUUUCUGGACCAGGAUCAGGACGAAGAGCUGCUGGUGUCGGUGAGCCACAUCACGGAGCACUUGGGCCGGAAGCUGACCGUGGUUCUGGACUCGGCUCUCAACGACAUCCGCGAUAUGGUCAGCGUCCGGAUCCGGGUCCUGAAGACCGAACUGCGGGAGAAGACCGAGGAGAUCCGGGUCCUGAAGGCACGGCUGGACCCAGAUCAGAGGGACCCGUUCUCUGCAGGAACCGCACUGGAUCCUGGUCUGAAGAAGCCGGACUCUAACAAAGCCGGUCCCAUUGACCCACGCAGGACCAGGAUCCUGCAGUCCGGGGUGAAGAAGGAGAACAUCGACGCGAUCUGCGACCACUUGAUGAAGACCUCCAGGGGGGGGCAAGACCCGGACCAGGACCAGAACCCGGACCCGCAGUCGCUCCACCUGUGGGCCGGACCCGGAUCUGGGCCCGGAGACUCGGAGUCAACCUCAGAGGACCUGUUCAGUCUGCUCCCCCCUGGAAGUAAGAGGGACUACGACUAUGACUGGACCCCCCCAACGGAACUCUCCGCACACCUGACAGGCCUGAAGGAGUCAGACUGUGAGAACCCCCCCCUCACAGAGACAGAGGAGGAGGAGGAGGAGGAGGAGGAGGAGGAGGAGGAGUCGACCAGAGGGGAGGAUCAGGACCCCCUGUCACAGGUCCAGACCUCAGAGUUCUCCAUGGAGGAGCACGGAGAUCCUGGGAGGGGGGAGUCCUGAGGAGGGGGAGAGCGAGCUGCAGGAGGUCAGUUCCCUUCUCUCUCCUUCUUCUGCUCUCUGUGUGGAACCUUCUGUCCAGACUCUGUGUACCUGGAGGAGCACAUCAAACUGAUACACCUUGACUCUGCUGACGCUAUGCAGGCAUUGCAGGCCACAGGCCCCGCCCCCCCCUCAACAGAGAGCGGAGCUGAGCUCAGGAAGGGCCGGGGGUUACAGGACGAGGCCAUAGCAGGGGAAGUGGCUCGGGGAGGGCCGGGGCCGGUUAAGAGAGAAGUGAAAACGGAUGGGGGUUACGAGUGUGCAGACUGUGGGCGGCGUUUUAACUACCUGGGGAACCUGCGGCAGCACCAGAGGAUCCACACUGGGGAGAAGCCCUUCAUGUGCCCGGAUUGCGGGGAGCGCUUCAGACAUGCCGCACGCCUCAAGAGCCAUCGCCUGGUGCACAGUGGAGCCCAAAGCCCCUUCCCCUGCCCCCAGUGCGGGAAGGGUUUCUCUGUGCUGUCCGGACUGAAAAGACACCAGAGGGUCCACACUGGGGAGAGUCCAUAUGCCUGCCCCCAGUGUGGACGCCGCUUCAAGGAGCUGGGAAAUCUGUACACCCACCAGAGGAUCCACAGUGGGGCAACGCCAUACUGCUGCCACACCUGUGGGCGGAGCUUCAGACACCUGGGGACCUACAAGAGCCACCGCUGCACCCCAAACCAGUGACCACCCCAAACCAGUGACCUUCCUGAAACCAGUGACUAUCCAAACCAGUGAUCGCCAAAACCAGUGACCAGUCAAACCAAUGACCACCCAAACCAGUGACCCUGUUGACUCCCAGCCAAUCACUACCCUAAACCAGUGACCAUGUCUUGCUGGUUUCCACAUAUGAUCCUGAGUUUAAACUAAUGUGUGAAGAAUCUUUUUAAAAACAUUCAUGUCUUUAACAAACUGACAGAACACGCUGACUUCUGCCUUCUUCUUUGAGUUUGCCAUAUUAAAAAAAAACAGGUUCUAACAUGUGGCCAACAACUCCCAUGAUCCCGCACUACUUGACCUCAUGACAUCAUCAGACUGCUUUGUUGUUGUUAUAGCGGUGAUGCCCCUAGUGGUAGAAAACCCACAGUGCUUUUAAUGAAUAAUUGUGUGGGAGGUUUAAGAACAUGAGCUGAAGUUUGAUAUCUCUGCGACUGGAGACACUCGCGUGUGAGAAUCAAGCCUCCUCCCUGUGAUCAAGGACCUUUUACAGAGCAGUGGGACACAGCGCCCUCAUGUGGACGGACUGUGUAACUACACCAGUGCUCACUGUGCUGCCUGUGUGCUACAGAACAGAAGAGUUUUUCUUUUUAACCUUGUUACGCGAUGUUACAGAUAUAUGUUGUUAUUUUAUACGUCUCUGUACUCUAAGCUGUCGUCAGUCGUGAUCAGAGCUGCUCUCACUGACAAUCUGCUGUCUAAUAAACAGACCUCACAUCAUCA